UCAAGCGUAAAAUCGGUAAUACCAUUUCAAUUUACAAUUUAGAAACAUGCGCACUGAAAAUAGAAAAUGAUUUUUUGUAAUCACAUUUUGGAAUUAUUUUUAAUUUUACACAUGUUUUUCGAAAAAUCGAAAGGUAGUUCAAUGGUGCCUGAAGAAAUAGUUCCGGACUUAUAUUCAAAAUAUAAAGAAGCUGCUUUAGAUGAAAAAUCACGCCGCCUCUUCAGAAGGAAUAAACAAUAUGAAAUACAUGUUCAGAAACUCAAAGAAGUCAACGGAUUCAAAAAACAUAACCUUAUGAUAAAGGGAAACAUUCGAACUAGUGACAAUAGUAAUAACAAUAACCCUUUCAUUUAUAUUAAUAAUCCCGUCGAAUCAAAAAUACCGCAAUCCUUCCUGACACUAGAAGAGUUCAAAGAAGUCUUGACCAACCGAGUAAAAUUACAAAGAAACGAACUGACGACUAAAAAGGCUUUAAAAAUAUUUAAUGAAACAAAAAUAACUACCAGUCCAAUAAAAAUUAAAAAUAAUCCAAUUGAAAAUCAAUCAAAAAAUGUCUCUAACAAACUUGAGAAUACGACAAGCAUGAACACAAAGAAACUAAAGCAAACUGACACAACUAUAAUGAAAAAUACUAGUUUAAAACAUAAGAUAGACGCUACAACCGAAAAACCUACUAAACAAACAGUUUUAACUGACAAUCUCAAAAUAAGCUUAAAUUCAACUAUAACAAAAUCGAACAGUAAAAAAGUAGUGCUCAAUGUAACAAAAGAAACUAUUACUCAGGAAAUAGAAAGUACGAUAACCCAUAUGACAACUAACAAAUUAAAAUCAACACCUAAAACUACAACGAAAAAUAUAAAAUUAGAACCAGAAGAAGCUAAACACGAUUCUCUUAAUUUAUCAAUAGCUCUAUUAAAUAAAACAAAAGUAGACAACACAAGCGAAGUUACUAGUUCAAAUGAUGACAGAACUUUGAUAAAUGCAGAGUUAUUUAAUGAAAAUUUAAUAAAUGAUACGGAAAAACUAUCAAACGAUACUUUUGCAACAAUAUUUGACAGUAAAACAGAACAAGAAUUAUCCACUCAAGAAUUGAUAAAUGUUAGCCCCGAAAUAAGUUCUAACGACUAUGAAACAAUGACUACUAGAGACACUACUACAAAUGUAGUCACUGAAAAGACUACACUAUCUGAAACUGAAGUCAGUACAAUACACGCUACGAGAAAAACGGCCAAGCCGAAAAGAACGACAACACAAAAAGUUUCUUUUCAAGUUCCUAGAAAGAGGAGUACUUUAAGUAGGCCACUAGUUUUCAUGGGAAGUCGGUAAAUAAAACGUGAAUCUGUAAAU
Messenger RNA from Maniola jurtina (meadow brown), 1347 nucleotides. RefSeq names its product flap endonuclease 1-like. The transcript has 3 exons. Lineage: Eukaryota; Metazoa; Arthropoda; Insecta; Lepidoptera; Nymphalidae. Bases 67 to 1326 code for a protein of 419 amino acids. The record is from RefSeq and is a predicted model, not a curated record.